Messenger RNA from Emiliania huxleyi CCMP1516, 174 nucleotides. RefSeq lists its product as hypothetical. The transcript has 2 exons. The record is from RefSeq and is a predicted model, not a curated record. The coding region runs from base 1 to 174 and encodes 57 amino acids. NCBI's taxonomy places the organism in Eukaryota, Haptophyta, Isochrysidales, Noelaerhabdaceae.
AUGGUGCCGCCAAGGCGGCGGCGAGUGGGCCGGCGACAGCGGCUGUUUGCUGAACCGUUGGAGAGCGACCGGUUGGCGCGCGACGCUGGCGACGGCCUCGAGAUUCGCGCCACGCGCCCCAAGGAGGGCAUCAACGCCGAGGCACACGACGCCGCGCUGUCUGUUCUCGCUUGA